This is a messenger RNA of Lotus japonicus, 351 nucleotides long. RefSeq lists its product as uncharacterized. The record is from RefSeq and is a predicted model, not a curated record. The transcript has a single exon. The coding region runs from base 1 to 351 and encodes 116 amino acids. NCBI's taxonomy places the organism in Eukaryota, Viridiplantae, Streptophyta, Magnoliopsida, Fabales, Fabaceae.
AUGGAUCCAAACAAUUUACCCGACUGGAACACAUUUUACAACGAAUGUGUGGAGGAUUUUAUGAAUGACACGUUCGUUGAAGAUAUGAUGCAGCAGGAGAUGGAGUUCUAUCAACAACAACAACAUGCCAACACCGUUAGGCCCAAGAAAACAAGAAGAGUAAUAAAGAGAGAUCGUGAAGCUGGGAACGAGCGGUUGAUGAAGGACUACUUCUCUGAAAAUCCUGUAUACACGGAAGAGCUUUUCCGACGAAGGUUUCGAAUGCGAAAGCAUGUGUUCCUCAGAAUUGUAGAGGCCCUUGGGUCUUAUAACCCGUACUUUUUAAUGUCCGUUGAUGCAGUUGGAAGAUAA